Molecule: messenger RNA, 1380 nt
Organism: Colletotrichum higginsianum IMI 349063
Lineage: Eukaryota; Fungi; Ascomycota; Sordariomycetes; Glomerellales; Glomerellaceae
Product: SPX domain-containing protein
Exons: 4
Coding region: 1-1380 (459 amino acids)
Biological process (GO): microautophagy; vacuole fusion, non-autophagic; vacuolar transport
Cellular component (GO): vacuolar transporter chaperone complex; fungal-type vacuole membrane
Source: RefSeq, a predicted model, not a curated record
AUGAAAUACGGCGACCAGCUCGAGCAGGAAUCUGUUCCGCAAUGGAGUCUACAUAACGUCGAUUACAACUCUCUCAAGCAUGAGAUCAAAGUUCACACAAGCCGCGACCAGGCCACCGCAAUCGCCAUCCCCGGCCAUCAGGAUGCCGCCCUCAAGCGAUUCGAGGAUAACCUCUACCACGAACUCUGUCAACAGCACGACCGCGUCGACCUUUUCGUGUCUAGCAAGGCCGACGAGAUCUCGCGCCGGCUGCAAUACGUAUCCGACCAGCUUCAGAAACUGAUUGUCAAAUGCGCCGAGGAAGGCGACCGAAUCUCGAUCAAGCGGCACCGUCGAUUCGCCAAGUACGAGAGGGAUUUGCUUCGCUGUGGCGAGGAGACUCUUGCCCUUGCCCGCUUCAUCAAUGCCCAGAUCACAGCUUUCCGGAAGAUCACCAAGAAAUACAAGAAAUGGACAGGAUCCCCCACGCUCGGUGCCCGUUUCCGCGAAAAUGUUCUUGCCAAUCCCAAGAGCUUCACCCGACGAGACCUGAACAACCUCCAGACUCGCUACGAGGAGCUACUCAACACUCUACGCAGUUCCACCCCUCAAUUGAGCGAGCCCAGUUCCCCUUCUUCAGACGAACUGCUGCCCUCCCGCCGAGGCUCUACCGCAGAAGACUUCUUCACGCCGCUGCCCCCCGCCCAGCGGCAGCCUCGCCAGCCCGUUCAGCAACAGCAGCGGCAGCAGCAGCAACACUAUUGGAAUGAGUACGACGAUGGAAGCGAAGCGGGCGGACAGGAGGACGAGUACGCCAUCUACAUCAAUCCCGACGACGACAUGAGCUUCCCCGGCCUGGACUCGAUGCGAGCGAUUCUUGCGGCGCCCUUUCGCCACGCCCGGAGGUGGUUUUCGCGGCGGCAAGACCCCGAGGGUCAGCGGUUGUUGGGCAACGCCCCGUUCCUCGAGAGCUACGGCGGCAUCUCGCCUCUCGGGACCGACACGGACGACGAAUACGCCAGCUCCGAUGGCAUGCCCACGACGGGAUAUGCCACGCACUUCGCCACGCUGCCGAGCCUCAACGAGCAACAAGUAAGGCGGUACCGCGAGCACGUUCUCUUUUGGGGCACCAUCGGUUGCUUCGGCGUAUCCUUCCUGCUGCUCCUGGUGGCGGGCAUUCUCAUCUCGACUGGCCGCCACAAGCUCCGCGCCGAAGUCGACGCCGGCGUCACGGUCGGCGUCGUCGCCAGCUUGUUUACUGCCUGCCUCGCCCUGGGUAUGUCGCUGUACCGGCGCGACGACCUUGGCGUCUGGCAACGCGUGGCUGUCUACAGCAGCUUUUUCACGGCCUGCGUCCUCAACGGCAUGCUGCUAAUCCUGGUGGUGGGGAAUGCGGCAUAG